AUGGGCCAGGGGAAUGACAGCUUCCCUGGCACCUUUGUCUUGUUGGGCUUCUCGGAGUGGCCCUGGCUGGAGAUGCCCCUCUUUGGCUUGGUCCUAGUCUCCUACAUUCUCACCCUGAUGGGUAACGGCUCCAUUAUCCUCCUGUCCCUGGUAGAACCCAGACUCCAAACCCCCAUGUACUUCUUCCUGGACAAUCUCUCGAUGCUGGACAUCUGUGUCACCUGUACCAUCGUGCCCCAGCUCCUAGCCAACCUCUGGGGCCCAGAGAAGACCAUCACGUCCUGGGGCUGCAUCACUCAGGCCUACCUCUUCCACUGGACAGGCUGCACCGAGUGCGCCCUGCUGGCUGUGAUGGCCUUUGACCGGUACGUGGCUGUGUGCCGACCUCUCCACUACAGCCUCAUCAUGCAGCCCAGGCUAUGUGCACAGCUGGCAGCUACAGCCUGGUGCAGUGGCCUGGCCAACUCGGUGCUGCAGGCCACACUCACGCUGCAGCUGCCCCGCUGUGGCCACCGCAUGCUGGACCACUUCUUCUGUGAAGUGCCAGUCCUCAUCAAACUGGCCUGUGGCGACACCACUGCCAAUGACUUGUCCCUCGCUGUGGGGGCCAUCCCCUUCGCCCUGCUAGCCCCACUGCUGGUACUCGUGUCCUACACGCUCAUCACCAAGGCCGUGCUGUGUCUGCCCUCAGCCAAGGGGCGCCUCAAGGCUCUUAGCACCUGCAGCUCACACCUAGCAGUUGUGGUCCUGUACUUCGGGCCAGCCAUCUACAUGUACCUGCAACCCCCUGCCAACAGCACACAGGCCAAGUUCAUGUCUUUCUUCUACUGCCUCAUCACCCCACUGCUUAAUCCUCUCAUCUACACACUGCGCAACAAAGAUGUGAAGGCUGCCUGGAAGAGGGUCCUACAGCCCCUGAGCAGGUGA
Messenger RNA from Suncus etruscus (white-toothed pygmy shrew), 927 nucleotides. Its product is annotated as olfactory receptor 2G3-like. The record is from RefSeq and is a predicted model, not a curated record. Lineage: Eukaryota; Metazoa; Chordata; Mammalia; Eulipotyphla; Soricidae. The coding region runs from base 1 to 927 and encodes 308 amino acids. Gene Ontology annotation, biological process: G protein-coupled receptor signaling pathway. The transcript has a single exon. Gene Ontology annotation, cellular component: membrane. Gene Ontology annotation, molecular function: olfactory receptor activity; G protein-coupled receptor activity.